GACGUCCAAGUUCCAACCCACACCUCAGUAUCUAUCCAUAACCACGCGUCUUGACAUUGCUUGUUACUCAUAGAAGAUUCCAAUGCUUAUGCGCUCGCCUAUUCAAUAAAGGAGGUUACAGUUGCCACGAUUCGAGAUGGACUAUACCGAAGAGGAGAAUUCCUAUCGCCCUUCUCAACUCAAGCCUCCUGGAAGUCGAAUCCCCUCUCCGCCGAAAAUGGGUCUGGCAGAGAUCUCUGAAUCGCAAAACAAUGCGCGAUCAAGGAUGAUCUCGAAAAUGCCCCCUCCGUCGUCUUUGAAGCAUAAACUGGGAGGAACAUAUAACGAACCAGAACCAAAGCGAAAGACAUUGGCGGAAAGAGCAGGAGAGGUUGGGUCAAGGUCCAUCGCAGCUCCCACGACGAGCGCGAGACCUGCUGUGAAGGGAACAUCACUUGUUGGUGCAGGAAAAUCUAUGCACAGUCGAAACCCCUCGUUUACAUCCUCCGCCAGUUCACGAGCUCCAUCAGUAUCGUCCCGAAAUACAUCGAAUAGCAGUUUUUCCAGCAGUGUUGGCCCCAAUGGACGGCCAAAAUCAUCCUACGGCGGCAGAUCGCAGUUAAGCCAGUCAACGACAACAAGAUCGACUGCUCUACCUAGACCAGCAACAUCCAUGGACACACAUUCGUCGGAUGAUGAUCUACCAUCACAAGGAAGGCGCAAGGCAUGGGACGUCGAUGUGCGUAUUGAGCGCAUGGAGGGAAUGUUCUCGGAGAUGCAGAACAAGGUUACGAACACCAGCCUAGAGCGGAGUGUCCUUGAAGAAGCUAUUGCUCUCUACAAGGAACGAAUCAACGAGCUAGAUGGUUUGAGAACACAACUCUCCUCUGCAAACAUGAUAUUACAAUCAGACUUGAAUAAGAUGAAAUUGAAGGUAGAGACCCUUCAACAAAAUCUAAUGACAGCAAAUGCCGGACUCGAUGAGCAGAUGCGAACACACCGAAUUGAGCUGGAUGACGCGAAAAGGGAGAAUCGGAUCGGAAUUGACCAGAUGAAGCGAGACAACACAGACGAGAUGGACCGAUUGCUUCGAAAGCACAGAGAUGAACUGCGGGAAAUGGAGCGUCAAGCCACUGUAGAAUUGGAGGACAGAAUCCGGGACCUUGAGCGACGUAACAAUGCAACUCUCGAAGAAGAACGCAGUCGGAGGCUGCGCGAAGUUCAAGAAUUGGAGUCUCGAAUCGCAUCUGAAAGUGUCAAUCUGGAUCUGGAAUUGCAAAAGAAAGACCGCGAAAUCCAGAAUAUGAGGGGUGAGCUGGAGGAUGUUAAAGGGGACCUCGAUCGAGAGCAAACACUAAAGGCAAAUGCACAGAGCGAGAUUGCCACGAUGAGAGAGACUCUUCAAAAGACUGGAGUCGAAUCGGCCUCGACUAUCCACACGCUUGAAAGUACUGUUGCAAGUCUUCGUGCCCGGAUACAUUUCCUAGAAUCUGGAUCCAAGGCGCAGUCCGACAGUUUCGUUGAGAUGGAGAGAAGGUUGCAAGAGGCAUUAGAUUCUGCUGAGGAGUCAAAGCGGAAGCUGAUUAAAGAAGAGUCUCUGCGCCGUAUACUUUUCAAUCAGGUUCAGGAGCUCAAAGGCAAUAUUCGGGUUAUGUGCAGAGUGCGGCCGGUCUUCAGUAACAACGUGGAUGAAGGACCAGUUGCGAAGUUAACGUAUCCUGACCUGGACAAGGAAUCAAAGGAGCUCGAGAUUCAAGGGAAGGAAGAGAAGAGCAGCUUGGGAACGAUUACCCGGAAAAAUCACUCAUUUUCCUUUGACAGAGUCUUUGGACCUGACAGCCAGAACCAAGAAGUCUUCGAAGAAAUCUCACAGCUUGUCCAGAGCGCCCUCGAUGGAUAUAAUGUCUGCAUAUUCUGUUAUGGCCAGACUGGGUCUGGGAAAACACACACGAUGUCAUCUGCCGACGGCAUGAUUCCUCGGGCAACUCAUCAAAUAUACGAGACUGCAACGAAUCUCAAGGAGAAGGGGUGGACGUACACCAUGGAAGGGAGCUUUGUGGAAGUUUACAACGAGGAGAUCCACGAUCUUCUUAGCUGCUCGAAGGAUUUUGACAAGAAGAAGCAUGAGAUCCGACACGAUGAGCAGAGAAAGCAAACCACCAUUACUGGACUUAAGACUGUGCCAUUAGACUCUGCGGAUACGGUCGAGUCGAUGCUGAAGCAGGCUGCCAACAACAGAAGUGUUGCCGCUACCAAGUCCAACGAGAGAUCUUCGAGAUCUCACUCAGUCUUCAUUCUAAAGCUUGUUGGGCGGAACAGCACUACGAACGAGACCUCUGAAGGCACGCUCAAUCUUGUCGACUUGGCUGGUUCCGAGAGACUGAAGCAAUCCGGCGCAGAAGGAGAUAGAAUGAAGGAGACCCAGAACAUCAACAAGAGUUUGAGUUGCCUUGGGGAUGUUAUCGGAGCAUUGGGUCAGGGCAAGGAAGGUGGCCAUAUUCCAUACAGAAACUCAAAGUUGACUUACCUACUCCAAUACUCGUUGGGUGGUAACUCUAAGACACUUAUGUUUGUGAUGGCUAGUCCUUUGGAAGCCCAUCUAAGUGAGACUCUGACGAGUCUGAAAUUUGCGACGAAAGUACACAACACACAUAUCGGAACGGCGAAAAAAUCCACCAAGGUCCGCAGCAGCGAUUGAUGAGAGCCACGGCAUUGUUUGACUAUCAUUUUGGCGUCUGUGCAUUCACUGGGGUUUUAUUAUUCGUCCAGAUCAACGACUUUGUGGGUUCUGAGGGUGGCGUGGAGUAUUAUUGUUUUUGAUAAUGG
This is a messenger RNA of Cadophora gregata, 2805 nucleotides long. RefSeq names its product kinesin-like nuclear fusion protein (gene KAR3). Gene Ontology annotation, molecular function: ATP binding; microtubule binding; microtubule motor activity. The coding region runs from base 137 to 2677 and encodes 846 amino acids. Lineage: Eukaryota; Fungi; Ascomycota; Leotiomycetes; Helotiales; Ploettnerulaceae. Gene Ontology annotation, biological process: microtubule-based movement. The transcript is spliced from 8 exons. The record is from RefSeq and is a predicted model, not a curated record.